Messenger RNA from Radiomyces spectabilis, 1824 nucleotides. RefSeq lists its product as uncharacterized. Lineage: Eukaryota; Fungi; Mucoromycota; Mucoromycetes; Mucorales; Radiomycetaceae. The transcript has 3 exons. The coding region runs from base 1 to 1824 and encodes 607 amino acids. The record is from RefSeq and is a predicted model, not a curated record.
AUGUCAGAUUCUUGUGUAAUGGUCGUGUAUAUUAAAAGAAUGCUUCGUCGCGGCAGGCUUGGGACGCUUUUCAUCUGCAGCAAUGGAAACUGGGUGAAUCUCAGUCCAGAGGCGACACGUGAUUUGUUGCAGAUCUACGAAACCGGCGUCGCUACACGAUAUCAGUUGACUGCCGGCCUUUGCAUCGAUAUCUUGCCCAACGAUGUCGAUUGUAACAGCAAAAACACAGAUUUACCCCGCUUAAUGCGCGCGGAUCUGUGUUACACGGAUGGGGAACACCAAACCCAUCAACAAUUAUCAUCGUUUGUCAAGGACUUGUUGGAAUCCCAAGGCAUCAUGGAUGCAUUUCCUCCCGUCAAGCCUGGGGACGCUUUGCCAAAGAUCACCGACCUGGAACCCCAUCGUCACCUGAGUCUUGUUCCUACCCCGCUGAAUUCUGCCCGUCGCACCGUUCGAAAACCCAAAGAAGAAACCGUGGCCGAAGCAGAGGUGAAGCGGUAUCCGAUCUUUGAAAAUACGCUAUCGCCCAUUAUAGGGUAUGAGAAAAAGCGACCAAGAAAUGCGGGAGGAGGAGCGUCAACAAGAUCCAAACGUAAACGAUCCGUUCCAGACAAGCAAUCACCUUCCGCAUCCAUCACCAUCAACCGUGCGAAUACAAGGCAAGACAAGAAAUCCCAUUUCCCCAUUGGGUUGCCAAGCGCCUCGACCACGACAACCACACCCACAUCCACUCCCACCCCCGCCACUAGCAGUGCCGUAGCCAAUCAUGGUGCCCAUCCAAUGGUCGUCAAUGCAACCAACUCGUCGCCUAUGGAUCCCUUGCGUAUGACGAACGCCAGUGGUUAUCGUUCUUCGGCCAUGCCACCCACAAGCUGGGUGAACUAUCCCGCAAGAACUUACGAUGCCACCUCAUUUUCUUGCCAAAAGCCGCCCUACAGUAACCUGCCCUAUUCGCCUUCUUCCAUGCUGCUGUAUUCCCCCGUCAAUGGUUUCCGUCAAGCCGCACCGUCGCCGUCGUCAAGGCACGCCAUGGAUUCCGAGUAUCAGUCUAUGUAUCAUCAUCCUCCAUCGCUUUUUCCCACCACCGAGUCAGCUUCCCACCACGGCCACAACUACUCGGCCAUGAUGACCGAGCCCCCCAUGCUCGGAUCGCCAUCCAGUGCAGAAAACAAGAGUAUGCGAAUUCGGCCGGUGAAUCCGUCGUACCCUUUCCAGCUUCCAUGCUCGGAUCCUUCCACGGCAGCCAAUGCGCCUGCCACAGGUCCAUGGAUGGAUCGCGACUUGUGGCUUGAAGGAGACUCCCAUCCUUCGUCACUCGCUCCAUUCACUUCUGACGUAGGUUACGAUCACGCUACAGAUGCCAUGGUAUAUCAACAUCAUUCGUCGUUGUAUCAACCGGCGCUCACGGAUCCUCCCCGCUACAAUGUAUCGAUGAUGCACCUCGAUUCAUCCUCCGCCUCUAGUGUCACGGGCGAUCCGACCUUUUCGCAUGAUUCCAGCCAUCUCACUUCCUUGGCAGACAGCUUAUUCAACAAUUCAAUGAAUGAAUACAAUACCAAAUCCUUUGAUGGCACUGACACGUCUCAGCGUCCCUUGAACUCCGUAUUACAUCAUUCCGCUACACCUCCUCCUCCUCCUCCUCUUGCUCCUUUACCUCCUCAUUCUUCUUUUUCCUCUUCCUCUUCUUCUUCCUCUUCUGCAAGUUCUUCGGCUCCUCCUCAAUUGAUCGCUUCUCCUUCCUGUAUAUCCAAUGCGGCUCCGGAAACUAUUGCCAAGUCAAGCUCCUCGUUAAGAAGCACCAGUACUCAAUCCACCCACGACUAA